AUGGUCGGCGGCCCGUGCAAUUUUGUGGGAAACGCUACCAUUUUUGGCGAACCCGCUAAAACGCGAAAGACCAUCACAGCCGCUGUCGGAGGCGAACGCGUUGUCUUAAAUAGUCUUCAGGUCAACGCAAUAAAUUGGUUCCAUAAGGAUUUGCUCCUCCUGGUUGUUGAUGGCGCAUAUGGGGCAGGCAAAUCACUUUGCACUGCACUAAUGGCAGUACAAGCCGUCAAAAAGGGUAAAAAGGUGCUCAUCGUAGCAGUACAGAACUCCGCAUUGGACGUAAUCUGCUCAAAAUUAGCGCAGAUGGACACACCUGACAUCCAUCCCGUCCGGUAUGUAAACGGAAUGCUAGCACGCGAUGCCCUUCGUACCGGCUCCUACGACAUUGCCUCGAUUAUAGAACGGCUACCCGUAAUGCAUAGCGAUCGCAUGGGUCCGUCCGCAGACGCGAUGUUUCGCGUCUUCACGGAUAAGCUACGUCGCCUCCGCGAGUUUCUCUUCACGAGCGUGGAACAGUGUCUCAUGGCUUCGGAACACAAUACCCUACUUUUCCUCGAGGAGGCUAACUCAGAGCGUGUUAAAGCCCUCACCUCCGAGUUCCUUAUAAUCUAUCUACCCAACAUCUUCAUAUGUGCUAUCGCCUCGGCAAUUAACCUUACCACCAAAAGAGGGUUGUGGCGCCGCCCAUCUAGGAGGCAAUGGGACACCGUAUUCCUCGAUGAAGCAUAA
This is a messenger RNA of Haemonchus placei, 729 nucleotides long. The record is from the annotation of a GenBank genome assembly. Lineage: Eukaryota; Metazoa; Nematoda; Chromadorea; Rhabditida; Trichostrongylidae.